AUGUGGAACACACAGGGGUACGGAGUACCCGGAGAGUUAAACUUGGGCAGUCACGGUCCCGGAGGUGUGGCAGAAGCGCUUGAAGCGCCGACGUAUGCUGUCGUUUGCAGCGCCAGACUGAAGCCAGCCGACGCAGAUCGAGCCACGGAAGUGGAAGGCGCAGAGGAGGAGCUGGAACCGGAGAACUUGGACCCGAACGGGAACCCUCUCGGCAGUAACGUGAUGGCGCCGACCGCCGAAAUGUUCGCGGACUACGAGACCGACCACAUGGCGCACACUGAAGAAGACGUGUACGAGUUGCGCUUGGUACAGACGGACGAGUUCGGCGACUCAUGUAUCUGUACGACUCGUCUCUGA
Molecule: messenger RNA, 357 nt
Organism: Phytophthora infestans T30-4
Lineage: Eukaryota; Oomycota; Peronosporomycetes; Peronosporales; Peronosporaceae
Exons: 2
Coding region: 1-357 (118 amino acids)
Source: RefSeq, a predicted model, not a curated record